Molecule: messenger RNA, 43155 nt
Organism: Cinara cedri
Lineage: Eukaryota; Metazoa; Arthropoda; Insecta; Hemiptera; Aphididae
Source: the annotation of a GenBank genome assembly
GCCGAUUUUCUUUCCCAAACCUGUUUAAAAAACCAUGGUUAUAGAUAACGAUUAUCAAUAACCGUGACUCGUAUCACGGUUUAAUGUUAUCACCGUUAACAGAUAAAUAAUGUGAUAAUACAAAUGAUAUUUUUCAAAUUAAGUGCAUUAAAGGCUAAAGUUAUAAGUAUUACACCUAUAUAGUGGCUACUGACUAUUGUGAAUUUUACAUAAUUUGUGUGUGUUAUUUUUAAAAAAAAAACAACGUUCGCUUUUAUGGAAUCUUUAUCAUUUUUUUAGUUCAAUCAUUACAAUGUGGGGUCUUCUAAAUCGUCGUACAUUUUUCAAAAAACUUGAUGGUCAUUUUUUUCGUCAUACAUCCAUAAAAUAUGAAUCAUCUGGAUUGGAAAAUAUAAAAGCAGUACCUGUUCCGGAUAUUGUGAGAAAACCUCCACGUCUACCGUUUUUAAAAUCAAUAUACGCCAAUCAAUUUGAUAUAGAAAUACUCACAUAUCCAGAAACUCUUAAUUUAGAAAGACACAAAGACUUGGAAUCCAGAUUGCAACAAGUACAACACAAUUGCACAAAUAUCAAUACGAUACGACAACUAGGUUUAUUUGGUAUGAGUGCCCCAUACCCUAGCUCAGGACUCAAUCUUUCCGAUACUGAAAUCGCUCGUAUUUUUGAACAUUUUGAUUACAGUACAUUUAAAGUAGUAUUUGAUCAUACUUUAUGUGUCGAUAUUAUUAAAACCUUUGGUACGCCUAGUCAAAAAUCAAAAUAUUUGCCAGUACUAGCAUCAGGUACUAUCUGUUCUCUGUAUAAUAAUAAUACUUUUGUUAAAGCUAAACUACUUUCAAACCAAAAUUGGGAACUCUCAGGUUGUUUGAAAAAUUCUGCAAAAAAUGUUUUCUCAAUAUUUGUUGUUGAAAAUAAAGCUUUCAUAAUUGAAAAUCUUAAAACAUUAGAUAGUGAUGGAGAUUUAGAAUUGAAACAAGUAGUUGUUUUGCCAGACGAUACUAUUGAAAAUGUUAAUUUAUCAAAAAUCAUGCAAAGAGGUAAAUUAUAUACCUGUUCUACUUUGGUCGCGUCAUUAAAGAAAGUAAUCCAAUCAACCAUCCUGAGCGUGUUACCAAAAACUAGAGCAAACCUAAAGUUGAGAGAAUAUGAUUCUGUUCAUAAAAUAUUGGGAAAAUCAUUAUUGAACAUUUACACACUCGAAAGCAUGAUAUACCUAACUACAUGGAUGACCGAUGGGUUUGAUGAUCCUGAUAUUGAGUUAGAAACAGCUGCAAUACAAUUGUUUGCUCGCCAAACGUUCAGUACUACUUUACAUGAACUACAAUUUGUAAAUGGUAGAAGUUCAGUUAAAGAACCUUUUUCAUCUUUGUACAAUGAUGUAGAAGAUUUAAUUGAGAGUUUGGAUAAUACAAUUGAACUGGCCAAUUUUAUUAGUAGUCGGGGUGUGGAGUAUUUCAAUAAAUCUAAAUAUGAAGAAAACAUUUCAUUCAUUACUAUAGCUUAUAGAAAUAUUAUGAUGAAAAGAAAUAAUCCAAGUUUAAAGUACGAAAUUAAUCAAUUCCUGCAUCCAGCCCUUAUGGUAUUGAUAUCUUAUGUUUAUAUAUUUUGCCUGUAACCUUAUGAAUAAAUUAUAAAUUUUCAGUAUCCUGCCGAAUUUUGUGAACAAUGUUUACUGAAAUUUCAAUAUAUCAUUAAUCAAUGUCAUGCAGCUGGCCAACUCAAUACUGAUAAUGAAGCGCUUAUGGAAAGAUUGUCAACAUUAAUCAUAUAUAUUUAUGCUAUGACGGCUGUUCUCGGUAGGGCAUCAAGAUCAUAUUGUACUGGAAUUCGGUUUAGUGACUAUGAAGUAAUGUUCUUGUAUCAUAUUUUUGUUUUACUCUAUUGUUUAUUAUUAUUAUUAUUACCAUUUCCAGAUGAAUACUGCGGAAACUAUGGUGAGAGAGUCAUAUGCUCUUUUGAAACCUAUUUUUGAGGAAUUAAACAGUGGUAAAUAUGUUGCAACAGAUUCUACUUAUGAAUCAUUUGCUGACCAAAUUUUAACGGACAAUAAUAAAAAUCAAAAAUGUACAAACUAAGCCAUAAGAUAAUAAUAAUAUAUAGUUUAUACUUUAUCACGUUUUUAUUUGUCUAAUGUAUAAUACAAAUGUUGUGUUUUGAAAUUUGAUUGUGUAAAAUUUAAUUCAAAAGUUCUUAAUUUUAAUUAUAUAAAUACAUAAUAAUUGUAGCUAUCUACAUUCAACAACUAAUUUUGAAAAAUGCUCUUUACAAGAAUUUGCUGUCCAUUGUAACUUGACAGUACUCGGUUAAAGUUUAUUUCUAUAAACAUUUACUAUUUAUUUAUUUUUUUUUUAUAAAUAUUGUUUCUGAGUUUAUACAUAUAUAUAAUAUAUGUAUAUGUAUAUUUAUAUAUAUAUAUAUAAUUUGUGGUAGCAAUGCCAAGUUUGUUGAUUUUUCAUACAAAUAAUAAUAUGUAAUACAAACUAAAUGACAUAAGUAUAAAAAUACUUAUAUACAUAACACUCAUAUUAAGUAAAAUCAAACAAUAAUUAAAUAAUAAUUAAUACACGUAAAAAUAUGGUUUGAGCGUUAAAAAAAAAAAAAAUAUAUAUAUAUAUAUAUGAUGAAUCUUCAAAGAAAUUUUAAAGAAUGUUAAGAAUUUAAGAUCUAAGAAGAAAGAAAAUUAAAGAAACCUUAUAGAAGAAAAUGGAUAUUAUUUACAGAUAUAUUUUGUUGUUUGGUUUAAAAUUUAAAUUAUUUUUUAUAUUCUUCUUGAUAACCAUAUUGCGGAGCUGCAUGGCCGUAUGACUCUUCUUUCCAGUAGUUAAGAUCAAUGGAUGGAAUUCUAUCGUAAUCAUUGCAACUCACCAAAGGAUUCCUAUAAACAAUACAAAUAUGAAUAACAUAUUUCAUUAUAUGGUAUUUGCUGGUUAUUGUGAUACCUGUCGACUUUCUAUUAGCCUUAUUGGCUAUCAUGAUUGUUUGUGUAUCACAUAGUGUAUUACUUAUUGUUCUAAUGUUCUAUGGUAGGUAUAUAUUAUGAUAAAAUCCAAAUUAUAUAUUAUUAUUUUAAUCAAAACAUUUUAUUUUUAAAUCAAUUUUUUAUAAAUUUGGUAUUUACCGCCCAACAAAAAAUAGGCUUUCCAAGAGUAUGAUAAUUAACAUGAAACAUUAAUAUUUAAAAAAAAUUGAAACUUUAUUUUGGAAAUGUGUAUGUCUUGUAAAAUAUUUCCAAAUAAAAGGGAAUAUGUGUGUAAGAAAGUUGUUUGUUGAGAGCUCUAUUCUAAUUGUAUUUUGUAUGUGCAUUACGUUUUAUGUUUUAUGGGAUGAUAAAACAGUAGAUAUUCUGAAUCAAGUACUUAAUUGCAAUUACCUAUAUGUGGUUAUCACGUCAUAAUCGUGACAGCAGGGAUAAUUGUGAUAGGUACCCAUUAUAUAUAUUUUUUUAAUAUUAAUUAAGUGGGUACUCACUUUUCAGAGAUUUUCAAGAAACCUUGAGGUUGGAUUGUGUGUAAAUCGUCACUGUUGUCACAGAAAAUUCUUGAUAAACUAGAUUUGCGGAUUUCGUUUAAUUGUUCUAAAUUAUUGAAAAUAAUGCAUUAUUAAAUAGGUAAUUUCAGUGGGUAGCUAAUUAUUUGUAUAACUUUUCUUACCUGGUGCAAAAGAUCCAGCUUGUCCACCCAAUUCGUAGAAGUAUCUAUCGGAAACUUUAGUUCUGUAAAAUUGUUCUGUCAAUAGACACAAAAAUGUUGGUCCGGCUAACGUGUUUGGUACGUGGGCUUCUAAAGAACCACCGACAGAUAGAUCAACAUCAUCUGGGUGGUUGUAGAGAAGAGCGAGUUUUUCAAUGCGCUAAAAAAAAAAUGUUCAUUAAAGAAACAAAACUUAUUAAACUUAAGUACAAAUCUUACUUCAACAUCGAUGUAGUCAGAAAAGUCUUCAAAUUUAUGUGCUCUUGGUAGACCGCAAAAUUCUCUGAAGUCAUUGUAUGAUGCAAGACCAUGGUCUCGGCCUCUUUGUACAUCAAUAGCUCUCAAGUCACGGCCGAACGGACGACCAUUUCUGAAUAAGAAGUCUGUGAUCUAUAAAUAAACAGAAUUAUUUUAGUACCCCAAGGAAUGUGAAAAUGUACAAUUUAAGUAUUUAUAAAUAUUUAAGUGUUAUUUACUUCACUGGUGAAGAACGGAUCGACUUCUUCUUGGCUUUGUGUUGUCAAACCUCUAGAUAAAUGAUCGAAAUUGUAUCCUUUUUCGAUAAUGGUCGGUCGGUUAAAGUAAUCAGACAAUCUAACUGCGCUCAACAGAUUACGAUCUUCACCUAUCAAGCUAUAUAAAUACAAUUUUCAUUAAUUUCAGUUUUUGUACACACCGUGCUAAAGACUUACUGGAAUUGUCCUUGAAUAGACGAAUGGAAGUAUCUGAAAGCAGCAUGAGCGUGAGCGUUUAUGACACUUGGAUCAACAUUCUCUUUGUAAUCGUUCGUGUAUCCUUUGCUCUUGUACAAUAAACCGUAUUUUAACAUAUUGUCAGUUCCCAACAAGAUGGGGAGCCAUUCGUGAUAGUUGAUAUGUUGGAAUUCAGCGAUCAAUAUUCUCCUAGAUUCUUGAUAUAAAGUUUCGUCGUCCCAGUGUGGGUUGAUAUGCGACAAUACUGUUGCUAUACGAUUGUGCUCCCUGAGGAAUAUGAUUUGCAGAACGGUCAAUUGUGGGUUCUGGUUAGCUCUUCGGUCGCCUAAAAAAUGAAUACAUUGCUUGUGGUUUCUUACUCUAUAUACUCAUAUAUAUUUUAUAAAUUAUUAUAAUAUAAAGGAAGCAAAAAUAAAUUAAGGAGCUAGACGAGGAUACCUAUCUAAUAUUCUAAUAUUCCUCAUCCCAGAUUAUAAGUAGAGUUAUGAGAAUAAAAUAAUGAAAAAUACAUUUUUGUUUUUAAUAUUUGUUGAUUUUAUUUGUUUGGUUUUUGCAUUAUGUCAUAAUAUUGACUAAUAUUGUAGUUAGAUUCACUUUAAACUUUAUUAGGUUGAUAUAUUGUUUAUUCGAAUUAACCUUAUGUCGUAUAAAACAAAUAUCUAUAACGUCAAAAAUUAAAACUGAUUGAACUACUUGUAGAUGUUUUCAAUUUUUUGUUGCUUAACAAUUUUUAAAAAGUUAAGAGCAGGACCAUUCAGUGCCUUAAGUAGAUGUCUGCCGUAGUUACUAUUAGAGUUUCAAAUUUAAAAAUUAAUGAUAAGCAAAUUUUUAUUUUUUUAUCGAAAUAGAAUAUUUCAAAAAUUUAAGUUUCAUGAAAUGAUUGAACCUUAAUUAUAAAUAGAUGACUGUUACUAACCAAAUUGAUAGCACGGUUCUUCGUCUGUUUGCUGGUCACAUACCGCGCUCUUGUUGGCUGCUGCUGGCGGCCAUGGUCUUCCAUCUCUGAAUUCUACUCUCAAUCGACCACCGAUUCCUUCACGAAGUGUAUCCGCCAGUUUUUGACUUGAACCGUAUACGAAAGAAGCGUCCAUCCAGUGCGACACCACUACCAACUUUGACAUAAAAUCAAUAAGUAUAUAUUAAAAUUUACAAACCUACCUACAUCAUAUUCAUAUUUUAAUUUGAAAUAUUGAAAUUACUUGUUCGGCGGGUUUGUUUCCUGGAUUACAUCCGGUUUCCUGGUCGGUAGUCGAACGUACAAAGUUCAUGCAUUCCCGGUUGAAUUUAGAGAACACCGGAUCGUCUUCCGGAAUUGUGAUUGGGAAACAGUGAACGUCUGGGUUGUUACUCAAUAGACGGCCUUUGUCGUCACAACAUCUGAUCGAAUGGCGUUCUGUCAAUAAAAUUACAGACUUUAAAGUGUUUCAGCUGCGAUUAUUAACUAUUGAAUCGUUAAAGAGAAAAUGUCCACCAUUGCAGCGGGAGUACUUAUUCCGUAAAUUGCAUAGUACUCGUAUUUACGAGCUUAAUUUAUUUAAAAACCGUAUCGAUGUUGUAGUUUCUAGUUGACGCGGAAAACACGGAGUAUAAUUUAAUUUUCAACCAUUAGUUCUCAAUAUAGUAAUGUCUAACGUGAUAAACUUGCGUUCGGGCGUGUUAAAUAUAAUCGUUUGGCAAGAGUUAUAAUACUCAAACGUGUGUAUAAAUUGCACGCGUUAUUGACCGUAAUACGAUAACGUGACCGUUUGCUGCGUAAAUUCUACUAUCACGAAAUCACUAUUACAGACGACUUGUAUUAUUAAUAUUAUUAUUGUUAAGUCUUCUCGUGUACACGAUGCGACGAUAGAUCAUCGUGGAGAAAAAGUGAAAAUAAAAACGCUUGUCUCCAAACGUACAUACGUUUAGAAGAAAAAAAGUACUGUUACCUACCUAUAUAACUGUAUGUUUUUAUUUUAAGUCACAUAGCAAUGUUGUUUUUGUGAAUUUAAAAAUACCACCAAGACGUGUAAUAAUAUUAUUGCAGCAGUACUUAUCUAUAUGAAUAUACGUCACGUCAUUUAAAAAUUAAUAAUUUCUUAUGGGAGUUGACAAAUGUCCUAUAGCCUGAGGAACAACAUUAAUAAUAUUUUUUGUUUUGCUUUCGACUAGGAAGCAAAAUGGACUGGUUCGAUUUGCAACACUAUCCGGCCCCGAGGCUUUUAGGCAAAAUAAUAUACAAGUAAUAAAUAUAUGCAAUAAAAAAAUAAAAAUACCACACGCGUAUAAGUACCAUAUUAUAAUGUGGAUAUCAUCUUCGUGAAGUAUGGCAGUUGUAUACACGUCAAAGAAUCACUUUCUCCACUAAAAGAUUUAUUUAAGAAAAAACCAAAAUAAACAUGUACCUACUACCUAGUAUAUAUUCAUUAAGUAUGCCUAAGUAUCAGCUUAAUAUAAUACACGGCAUUACCUAACUUACGGAAUUCUAUGUUAUUAUGAUAUUGUCGUUUUUAUUUUAGAUUCUGAGUGGAACAAUACAAUAAGUGUAUUGGUUUUAAAAUAAUGUUUUUUAUUAUUAUUUUUUUUUUUUUUUGUGAAUACUUUUUACCAGAAAGCAUAUUCCGAUUAUCAAGUAUAGCACUUUUUACGAAAAAAAAUUAUUUCUGGGUGAUACUUUAGAGAAGUCGUUUUUUAAAACUCUCAUUAAUAUUCGAGAUAAUGAUGAAAACCUGGUUCUUUAGAUUAAAAAGACCGAAAGACUAAAAAUAAGAUUGUCAUUGUCAACCGUUUAUUUAUUUUUUGUUAUUAUUAAGUUUUUAUUAUUUUAAAUCUUUUUUAAACAGUUAUUGUUGUCAUGGAAACGCAUAUUGUUGUAAUCAUUUUACCAUAUUAUGGCAUAUGUAUUGUUGAAAAAGCAACACUGUCAACUGAACUUUGCUCAGAAUCGUUUUUUCGUUAGCAAAGGUUUAUCGUUACUUACAGAUAUAUAUUCAAUUUUCUUCUGUAUCCUACCAACCCAACUUCCUAUCUAAAAAAAUUGGGUGCACCCAUGUGCGGAGUAUGUCCGUCUUUUUUUUUAAAUUUAAUAAUAUACAUACUUGCUUGUGUUGUACCCAUAGACAUAGACAUAUCGUGAGUUACAAUUUGACCCCAGGUCAUGGUAAUGAGUGUCCACACUGGAUCAGGGAUAGGGACAUCCGGGAACAUAACGAUACUGAUGAGACGGGAACUGGGCAAUGGUUCACCACUAACAGACGUGGGUGGAGCGUGGAUACCUGCAAAAUUAAUCGAUUGAAAUAAAAUUAAAAAAUAUUUUAUAAUAAUUAACUAACAAUUAUUUAACAAUUAAUUAAUAAUUCGCAUUUAUCGGGAUUUUGGAAAAAAAAAAAAUCAACACAUUUCUUGUACAUACGAGUAGUAUAUCCACUAUAAAGUGGUAUACUAUAACCACUCAUGUAUGCAAUCUUACUCUGUUAUUUACUAUAUUCAUUAUGUAAAAAAUAGAGCCUUGCCCGUUGAAAAAAAAAAAAUGAAAUAAAUAUAACUAUUAAAUUGUAUCAUUUAAAAGUGGAAUGUCUUAUUAUUUUAGAAUUAUAUAAUAUAUAUAUAUACAUAGAUAUGUAUAUAUUUUGAAUUUACCGUCAGAGUACUUGGGCGGCAAAAGUCUGGCGUAUUUAGAAUUUGGUAUACCCCAGUUGGUGUACCUAAGGUUGUUACACGAUCCAUCGAUGGUCCUGUAUUUAUUGUUUGGGCAAGGGCCGGUCGGUGGCUGGCAUCCGGCACCCUGCGGAGCCGAAGCUAUUUCACCGAAACUAAAAGUACAACAUACGACGCGUUUGGUAAAAUAGAAAAUAAAAUAAAAUACACAUAAUAAAAAAAAAAAAACAUUUUACAAGUAUAAUAAGCGCACUUAAACCGGCGUCACUCACUUGUUAGGUCCGGGACGUGGUCCGAAACCGGAGCUCGGGGCAGGUCCGCCAAAACCAAAACCGGGCUGUGGCCCUUGGUGGUACGGCGAGGCAACCAGAGGGUGACCGUAAGUUUCUUGCGGUAAGUAUCCUUCAAUUAAAAUAUUGUACGACAUUAUAAUUUAUUAUUAUUAUUACAUUAUAUUCUGUUUACAUAUUUUCAACAAUAUUUUAUAUUCUGAGCGUAUACGAAGGAAUAUUAUCGUAUUGCAGGUUCUACUAUAACAUGUGCGGUUUUUUGAUACUAUUUUUUUGCGUCUGUUAACAACAUUUCUACAUUAGAAAUCUUCAUCUGAUCAUCGACCUUAAGAUCGGUUUUUAGUAACAAAUUUUGUCUAAGUGGUGCAUUAAGGUGGUCAUUUUUAUAAUUUUCUUAAUAACUAUAUCUAAUUAGGGAAUAAAUAUUAUGACAAUUAUAUAUUAUAUAAAUAUUCUGCUUGUUUUAUUUUUUUAUAUAAUUCGGUUGAAAAUGAUAUUAGAGACCUAGAAUUUUCAUAGAAAAUUUAUAUACCUAAAACAAUUCUAGCCAUGGUAUGAUUUUCAAAAUAUACUAGUGAUUUUUAAGCUAUUCAUGCCGAUUUGAAAUGUGGUUUUUAAAUUUGUAUUCGGUUUACCUAUAGUUUUUGAUUUUCAACUCUCAAAAAUACUUGGAAAUUUGAUAAAAAGUUCGUUCUAAAUUGUUGUUAUGAUGGCACUUUAAAAAAUAUCGAAAAUCCGUUGUGAUGUUUUUUUUUUCUCUAAAGCGUCUAAUAGGUAACGUAAAAAUGCUCAAAAACUUGCUCCCGAAAAAUACGGACAAUUUGAAUAUAUUUGGUAGUUGCCAAUUCAUACAUUUUUCAAUUUAAGCUUAUCAAAAAACGCUUAACCAAACUCCGCUCAGAAUUGUUUGUAUUCCAUUGACUUACCAGCGCUGUAGUUGUACGCAGGUUCGGCGGCCGGAUAGUACGCCGGUUGAUGGAAUAUAGCCGUAGCCGUGCACACCAGACUCGUCGUCAAAAAGACGAUCAUUUUGUUCAGCGUCAUCUGUAAAAACACCGACGUUAAUUCGUUAAUGUAUUUUUCAAUAUUAGUAAGACAAUUUGAUGGGCACGAGAGAAGAAGGGAAGAAAUACAUUUUUUUUAAAUUGUUCAGAAGAGCAAAACUUCUCAAUAGCGGCGGUUGCAUGUGUUAUAAUAUAUCACCAACAUUUUAUAUUAUUGAACAUCGGUGGAAAUAUUUUUACGCCAAAUGCGAAACUCAAUAUCCGAUAUUUUCAAAGCACGAUUAUCUCGAAAUUGAAAAAAAAAAUGGAACUCCACGCUUCUCACCGCGUACUCUUAAUUUAGUAUAUCAUAAUAAAAUAACGUAUCGUUGUAACUUCGUUAGUUUAAAAUUCGAUAUGAAAGUUAUUUAACCGUCAUAGAUAUCUGUAUUUACUGCUGAACGAAACAUCAACAUUGUUUUCUGUGGCCCGUGGACGGGUCGAUGUCGUAUUCUCGCGUAAGAAUAUAAUGCCAGUUAAUCAAUAAUAUUUUCUCACGAAUUAAACAUGAAAUCUGUUCGUCAAAAAAUGUAAAAACCGUGGGUAUAGGUACUUCAUGGCAUAAAUAUUAAACAACGGUGGCGAUAGCAAUAAAGACAAUAUCGUUUUAUUUUUCCUCCUUGCAAAAAAACACCCGUUAUUUAGAUAUUAUAAUAUUUCGCGUCUCAGUACGAUUAGUCAGUAGGGAAGUAUUCAAGUACAGGCCUAUUCGUUAUACCUAUUCGUAUUCGGUAUAAGUAUAUACCAAUCCGUUUCUAUAUUGUAUGCGGAAUCUCACGAUUUCGACCGUCUUGUAACCCGUCGAUGGUUGCAAUGUAUGCACAAACGUAAUAUUAUAUCGGUACCUACUGUACUUUAUAGAGAUAUUUGCAGAUAUCAAAGAACAAUAAAUAAUAUACGCGAGCACGGUUAUAUUAUAAUGAUAAUAAUAAUAUACACUAUAUCGCGUAUAUAUAAUAGUGUUCAAACGUACAAAAAAAAAAAAAAAAAAAAGUAACUAAUAUAUUAUAAUAGGUAAUAUCGUGCGACUAUUAAUAUAUAUAUAUAUUCGUGUCAAGGGCGAUUAACCCGCGAUUUGGGUGUGUGUUUUUUUUUUUUUUUCUAACACGGUGUUCUACAUUAAUAAAUAAUAAUAGUGAUAAUAAUAAUAAUGAUAAUAAUUAUUGCCGUUGUUAUAAUAUUAUAGGUAGGUGGGUAGGUAGGUACGUCGUAUUGCAGCCGGGGCCAUAUAUUUAUCUCUUUCGGGCCAUUUUUUUUUUUCUACACGUCGGAAUGUGCAACACAUACGCUGUAUUCGGUGCUAUAUAGGUACGAAUAAUUGUCACUCGAUUCGCAUUGUUGUAAAAUUAACGCGUAUACAACAUAAUAUUACAAUAUAUAUCGUUAUUGUAAUAUUAUUAGGAUGGUGAUCGUUAAAUUAUUUCACAGACGCCAUUGCAACGCUUGCACUUUGCGGUCGCGUUGUGGUUACGUGCAGUACUGUAAUAACAUAUCUCUGGUUGGUUAUAUAUAACAAUACCAACUGCAGCAGAUUCCUUUGCGUAUACCACUACUCUGAUUACGGUAACGUGAUCGCGCUGUGUAAAACGCUAAUAAUAAAAUAUAUUAUUACAGGAUUCUUCCCUCGCGAUUUAUUGUACCAGUAUUAAAUACGAUAAAACGGCGUAAGAAAACGAUGGACAGCGUUACGAAAACGCGUUUUUUUUCUCGGGGCAGUGGACCGUCUGUGUGUGUGUGUGUUAUUUUUAUCAUCGUAUGCAUUUUUUUCUCUAUUACGGCUGCAGCGGACGUAUGCGACUGAUUAUAAUAUUAUUUAUAUUACGUAUUUUUUAUCGUCUCUUAUAAUACUGCGUAAAACACAGUAACAAGGAACGCCUGCAUUAAUAACUAAAUCGUAUAGGUACGUAACCAUGUAUAGCACGUUUAAAAUAAAACUAAAAAUUCAUAAAAAUAAACAGACGGGAGGCAACGAAAUGCAAUAACCUAGAAAAUGUCUCAAUCAUGAUGAUCAAUAACUGUAAGAAUCUACGUCAGGUAUCUUAGGUAUCUUAGCAAUCAGUAUGUAGACAAAAUUCAAUUAUUAAAAAUUAUUAUUAUUUAUCCUCUGCGUUUUGGAAGUUUAAAAAAUACAAGCUGAUGAUGGGUGUGUUAUUUACUGUUUUAAAAGAAAAGUUAGAUAGGAGGGUAAUAUAUUGAAUAAUUUAAUUUAUAUCUGUACGCAACGAUUUUGAACAGAUUAUUAUUAAACGUAUUUUUCCCUCUUGCUAAGAUAACCUAUUAGAAAUCAACAAAAAUUAUAUAAAAGCAUUUAUAGGUUUUCCUAUGUAUAAGGAAAACUAUAAGGAAAAUCGAAAAUGACCUAUCCAACUCAUUGACUCAACUAAAAAUGCUACAAACAAGUUCCUAUACAGUUUUAUAAUUUCUUGAUUUUCUGAAAAUUUUUUAAUAGAAGAGUUGUUUACGGUCACAAAAAAUUAACACCAAUCGCUUCGAUUUGCUCAGAAUUUAAAAUGAAAAGUACUUUAAAUAUGUCAUAUCUUAUUUUGUAUAGUUGUAUCGAGUGUUAGUCAUGUACGACUAUGUAAAACGCUUAAUUUAUUAUAUUGCGUAAUUAUGUUAUUAAAUAUUAAAAGUAUGCAAUAUUAUUGUUGCGCAAUAUUUCAAAAAUAUGAAUCUGAAUAUUAAUACAUCGUAUAAGGAAACCGUUAUUAUGACCGGUUGAUGCUGUUCCAAAUAUAAUUUAUUAUUAUUUUAUUUUUUAUCGCAACGAUUAAUUUAUAUUAUUGUCGUUCGAUUAUUGAUUUAUAUUUCAAAUACCGUUUAAUCUGGUUUUUAUAAUGUAAUAAAAAAAAAAAAUGAUCACGAAAGAUCUGCGGAUCUUUCGAUUACGUAUUAUUUAAUAAUAAUCGAAUCUUAGGGUGGCUUAGAAGUGUCCAACUAUAGUGUAGUUGGAUUAUUUUUUUUUUUAUAUGAUCGUACGUUUAUAUACGUCUCAUAUAAAUCGGCGAUCGAUUAAUAAAAUAUAUGUAUUUACUGUUACUGUUUAUAUUUUUCUGUUCUCCUGGUUUUUCUUAUCUAUUAGGAAAAUUCAUGGGGAAAUCAAAAAAUGACCAUUCAAAAGAACCUCCCCAGUCAAAUUUCUUUUCAGAAAAAGUGCAUUGUAAAUCGGAGCAAGAUUACUAGUAGACAAGUUAUUCACAGCCAAAAAAAAUGGGUUUAUACCCAUUUUUUAAUAUUUUUAACUAAUACCUACAUUUUGUACAUUUUCCCGUUUUCCUCCGUUUCUUUCAAUAUAUUGGAAAAACUCCUGGAAAAAUCAAAGAAUGACUUUUUAAAGCACCACCCCAGUCAGAUUUGCUUUUAGAGAAAGUGCUAUACUUGUGAAUGGGAUCUAUAUUUCUAGUAUACAAAUUGUUCACAGAUAAAAAAAAAAAAAUAUAAUAAACACGAUUGUAAAACCAUAAGCUUUUUCACUCCACUCAGAAUCUUGUCUAAUCAGAGUUUUUUUAAAAUGUUAACAGUCUAAUACAUAUAAUAAUUACUUAAUCAACAUUUAUCAAUCAUACAUGUACCAAAAAUAUAAAAUAUACUAUAAAAUAUAAAAAUAUAUUAUUAUUUGUUUAAUAGAUUGGGAAGGGGCCCCAGAUGUGUUUUAAAAAUCGAAAAAAAUUCGAGAAAUAAAAUAAGAACGUUGUCACAGUCCACAUAGAAUUAUAACAUUAAUCAUCACGUAGUAGCGUGGGUGCAGUUGCUGAUUAGUGCGUAAGUUGUACCAAUACUUUUUUUUUUAUACAUAGUUUUUUUUUUUUAGCUCCUACUGACCGAAUUGUGUGGUACAAACAUAAUAUUAUAUCGCAGAUAUUUGGUAUAUGUAUAUAUAGACAAAGAUUUUAAAUACACAUUAACCACGUAUAUAUCUACAGACCUUCUUAACGCGCCGAAUUGUGAACGGGUUAAAAAUGUCGAGUCGCGACGUCGUCCUUGACUGUGUCGUUAUUCUCUUGUUAUGUAUAUACAAAUCUAGGCCGAGGAAUUAAAAAAAAAUAUAUAAUAUACAUUAUACAUUAUGAGUAUAACGACUUGGUUCCGAGCGAAUUUGUUAUACACUCCGCCGCCGUAAUUUAGUGUUCGCGACAGAGAAAAAAAACGGGAACAUUUUUUGUUCACAUUAUACAAUAUUUAGAAAAACAAAUAGUAUUAGGUAUAACCAAUGACGACGACAACGAAGCCUGAAAUCGUACUUCGUUGAUGCACACGAUCAUUUUUUGAUUUUGUAUUACAGAUACUCGCAGUUGAUAUUGCCCGUUACAAAAUCGUAAUGUGUUUUUCGAGAGUCGCCAAUUAAAUAAUCCGCAGUGACAACUGAAAAUAAUAGACACCCGAAGCCAUACAUUAUAACUACCUUGUAUAUCAGCAUCCCAUAUUAGCACGUUCACCUCAAAAAUAUAUUAUAUUAUAACCGUAACCUAGUUAAGUCAGGUAUAUGUAACGCACGCGUUUCACCUCCAUUUAUUUAUAAGUAUCUAUAUUAUAUAAAACGCCACCGCGUGUGCAUGUUUAUGUUAAUUGAUAAUUAUUAUGUAUACUUGUAUGUGUGUGUGUGUGUGUGUGUGAUAAUAUUAUGUACAUAAUAAUUAUUAUUUGUUAUAAUUGAGACUGAAAUUCUUUAGGUACGACCAGUAUUUUCGGUAAAAAAAUCUCCGCAGCCGGAGGUUGUGGGUUAAAAGUGACGCAGUGUCAAGGUUAUGAUUAACGACGAAAUUACGACGUUUCGUAAUCGAUUUGCGGGCAAACAUUUAUGUAGUGUAUUAUACAGAAUCCAGACGAUCUAUAAUACUCCCGAUGGACAAUAUAAUAAUAAUAAUACGAUUAUUGAGUAUAGAACGAAUUAUAUACAUAAUAACAUCACUUAACCCGCAGAGUUUUGGCCGUUUAGCAUUUUGCCAUUUGAGGUGAAACAUUAUAAUAAACAACACUACAUUAUUGUUACGAAAUUUUAAAAAUUGGCGAAUAAUAAUUUAUUAUUUAGUAAGAAGGUAAUUUUUUUUAUAUAUAGGUAAAGAAUGCGUCCGAUACGGUGUAGUUUCAAUGUAACGAUUUUAGUUUUCAAAUGCUUUGUUAUUUCUAUUUUGAGUCAUUAUUUAUUUGCUUGGAGGUCGGUUAACGUUAAAUGCUCUAUGGUGGUAUAAUAUCAACCUAUUUUUCUUAUGGAGAUUGAUAACGGUGUACAAUAUUUCAGUCGAUUUAUACCAUAAAGCCAGACAAAACUGAAAGAAUUACGGUUGAUGGAUUUCAAUUUUUAAAACAGUUUAUGAUUGAAAAGGUUACUCUCUUUCGAGAACAAGAUUUUGAGAAAGAUCGCGGUGCAAUAUGUGAUGACGAGUUGGGGUGCUGGUGAAGGAGAACGAACGCUGAAAUCCGAAAAAUUACACAAAUCCCAAAGGUAACCAAUUACAUAAAGGCACAACGAUUGCUAUGGUUUGAUCACGCUAUGCGAAGAGAGGAAUUGAAAGCUAUGAAGGUUGCAAUAGACUACUAACCUAGUAUGAGAAGACAAAAGAAGAAGAAGAAGAAGAAAGGAAGACGAAUAAAAGAAUCUAAAGAAUCUCAUUAUAUUUACACGUUUUUAUAAAAUUUAAAUUCGUCUGGCUCUUCGGUCUAAAACGUCAUAUUAUUCGUCCGUAACAAACAUUUUUUGAAUUUUACAAAACUGGAGAAAAUGUGGAAAACCGUCACCGAUACCCCUUAAAUAAACAUUUAAAUAUUGAGAUUGAUAUCGGAAAUAAUGUACGUUCAAUGUUCGAAUGUCAAACAACUACUCUAUAUUUGAAUUAUUAAGGCCGUAUACCUGCAUGCAUACAGUUUCAAACCGAUUAAAAUAUAUAGGUAUUUUAAUAAUCCACAACAGUAUAAUAAACCAUAGUAGCUAUAUUAUAAAAUUGAUUGUAUAAUAUUAUUAUUGAACUAUGUAGGCUUCGUGUAACGAUUCUAUGGUGUUCAGGCUCAAUGCCAAAGGCGUACUUGUCUUAUUCAAUGCGUGUUAUAACCUUAAUAUAAUGUAAUAAUAAUACGUGUAUGUGUGUGUAUGUGUGUAUAAUGUUUAUGGAACGGACUUCCAUGAUCGUGAUAAAAUAAUACCUGCAGUACUAUAUUAUUAUUAUUAUAGUCUAUUUGAUAUAUUAUACUGUGUGCUCGAGGGCAAUCGUAGUGCACAGGUAUCCGGGAGUAAUCCUGCAGCAUAUUAUAUUCGAACCCUCGCCCCAUAUAUUCAACUAAUCAACAAUUUUCUACCUAUAAUUUAUAUACACACAAUUCCAUUAGUUUUUUCUUAUUUCGUAUACUGCAGAACCGAACGGUACUUCCUUAUUGCAAAGCGGGCGCUGGAUAAAUCGCACUCGAUAGUUCAUAAUAUUAUUAUCGGCUUUAACGAUAUAUAUAUAUAUAUAUAUAUAUACAUAAUAUAAUACAGUAUACGCAGCCAAUAAUUACUUUCAUAAUAUUUUAACGAUUUCUUCUUAUAUUCUAGUAAUAAUAAUAAUAAUGAUCAUGAUGAUGAUAUAGAUAGGGCAAUGAAAGUACGAGUAUAGAGUAUAUACAUAAGUAAAGGUGCGUUUCAGAUGUACGACGAUGAUGGCUGAACCGGAUUUGAGUUACCUAAAACGGUUAUAUUGUACAAAGUGAAUAUUUUUACGCGCAGAAGUGAAAAGUGAAAAGUUACAUCGAUGAUAUUUUACUAGUUUUGACGUUUCACGCGGAUCUUUUCAAAACGCUGUAUACAUAACUAUACGCGUGAUAAAACAGUUGUAGAAGAGCGUAUCUAUAAUAAUAUUAUUUAUAGAUAGGUAUACGAGAUGUAUUAUACAUAUUUUAUAUUUCCAUACAGCUUCGGGUUACGCUAAAAAGUUGUUAUAAUAAUAUUAUCGCCAUAAGACAUGUUACCAAAUUUCAUCUCCGGAUUGCCUAUACUCUGUGCAUGUACGUGUGUGUAUUUAUUAUUAAAACCACGAUUGAUGAAAUAGAUAAACGGAACGAGUAUAUAGAUAUAUCGGUAACGACAAACAACCAAACAAAUUAAUCGGUCUUAUGUAUAUUAUAAUAUAUAGGUACAAGUGUAUAGGUAUGUAAAUGGGUAUCCAUGGAUAGAUCUUUGACCUCGUAUUUGCUUAUUUGAACGCCGACAGAUAGUAGCAGUCACUCCUCUGGUGGAAUUUGCGAAACGAACUUUUUUUUUUUUUCGGGUCGGACGCAAUAGUUUGAUAUGUUUCGACAAAAAAUAAUCAAUAUCACGAGCCAUUAUGAUAGGUAGGUUAGGUUAGACGAUUACGGCAAUAGAUUUUUUUUUCUCGAUAUUUUCGGUCGUGCGGACUAUAUAAUAUAUAAUAAGCUGCGCUACACAAAUCAUGUAUACAAGUAAUAUAUACGAUACAAUAUUAUAUUAUUAGAGAUACGAAUAUUUUUUUUUAGUACGAAACACGAUAGAAAAAAUCGGUAAAUAAGUCAUACAUGAAUAAUGAUACCUCGACGAGAUUAUCUUAUUCGUUGCUGCCAAAAGAAAACAAACAAACAAGGAUAUCCAUGUUGCAUGCAUUUAUUAUAGGUACCAAAUCCGGAUCGGGAUUAUAAUCAAUUGAUAUAUAUAUAUAGAAUAGAUAAAUAUAAUAUAUUUAUAUAUUAUAUAAGUUCACAUUUUUUGCGGUAAGUACGAUGUAAUUUAGAACUCACAGCAGGUUUUUCGUUGGUUGCGCAAUUCAUAAAAAAAAAAAUAAUAUAUAGGAUAGUAAACGUACUCUCACCGAUGUCUUGUGGUAAUAUUAGAGUUACCAUAUUAUAUCCGACCACUAGCUGCGCGGUAAUGCGGUGUGGGGCACACGUUUAGUGAAUCACCUUGCUGCUAUUAUAAAAUGGGUGUAAAACUUCCCACGACAAGGCGCGCAGCCCUAAAGCGCAAUAUUUGUUUCUUAAAUCUUUACCGAUUUACGAAUUGUGUAAUUUAAAAAAAAAUAUAUUUCGAAGUUCGAAAUCGCGUUUGUUAAAAGGUCCUUUCACACUAUAAGAUUAGUAUCCGAUCUGAAUCUGCGUGAUUUCAGGAGAUUUUUUGUCCACGAUCCCGUGAUCUACUUAUAGUGAAGAGUUAAUUCUUCUGAAUCUAAAACAAUCGAGGGAUAUGCCUGGAUCAUGGCCUGUUGCAGUUUGCCCUUAGCUAUAAAAUACCGACAAAUACAUUUUUUAAAAUUAUUUUUUGCGAUUAAUAAUUACUCGGUAUUUUCGCACGAGAAGUGUGAAGUUGUUCUGACACACGAAACACGACCGGUAAUUCAUAUAAUCAACUUAUACUUGGCUAACUAAACAUUAACGUGCCAGACAAUUAAACGAUAAAUAUACGCAAAUAAACCGAUACAAAUCGAAACGGCGUUUUUCACCGAUUGUACUGACAAUCAAUGGAAACUCUGUAUAUUUAAAUAUCGCAAUCUGGCUUCGAAAAACGCGGUCGAACAUCUCUGUUAUCUGUACAUCUGUGUUUAAAAUUUGCAGAUCUGCGAAUCUCUCAAAACCCAGGACAGUUUUUUUUUUUUAAUGUUUAGAUAAACAUUUGGGAAUCUAUAUAAAAAAAAUAUAGGUAAAAAUCCUUCAAAAGGUUUGGCGGAUAAUUUUUUUUUUUUUACUCAAAAUUGAAAAAGCGUUUUCCGAGAGUCACGUCAUUUUUGACCGCGUUUAUAACUGCAUAAAUCGCACACAGAAUCCGUUCCGACCGUACUAUUGCACCGCGCAGCAUUCAUGCCCACAUAAUAAUAAUGAUAGGCAAUAAUAAUAAUGAUAAUAAUACUAAUGCUUAUACAUAAUCACUGUAAUGUUGAGAGCGAGUCGUCAUGGAAGAAUUGACACGCGUUUGACUGCGCCGAAGGCGGCCUUCAACUUGACACUCGCCGAGGGGAGACGGCCGAUCGUACCUACAUUAUCGUCACGGUUAAAAAAAAAAAAACCGAUGACGACACGAUUAUCCCUCAGACGAUUAAGGCCGGAACUCCACGGAUCGUACACGUACACGGGAGGGAAGGGAGACAGCGUAUAUACAAUCCUAUCGUAUAUAGUUUUUGAUUUACUAUCGUCGCAUUUACUAUUUAUAUAUGCGAAACACUUGGAUCGUGAUUCCGACGAUUAGCCGCAUAUUCGGGCCGCCGAGCAUGGUGAACACGAAUCAAUAUAUCCGUGCGAUAAUAUCGCGAUCCCUCGAUGCGCUCGAGCGAACCCCCGCCACCUUGACUCACCCCGUAUAGAAAUCGAAAUUUUAUUAGGAAAUCCGGUUUUGUGAGAUAACAAUAUUAUGUCAUCGUGGAUUCUACACGGCCGGUGAAAUUCACACGUCGUUGACUUAAGUUAUAGGCCUACUAGGCACUAGCUGCGAAUAUUCAUUUUGAACUUUUAAACUAUUUAUUUUCAAUUCGUCGCUGAACCCAUAAUUGAUUACUGUUCCCGGUGGUGUAUAGUAUACAGUAUACGAAUUUUGACGCCUUAGGAUUUAUCGGCAACAUAUUAAACAUCAUAUUAUAGUUAAGCACAUCUAUAAAUAUGCAAUUCCAACUGCUAUAUUGUGUAUUCUACUUUAUCUCGAUGCGAUAUAAGUAUGCAAUAUGCAAACGUAACAUAAUAUACGCACCAAACGUCAAACAAAUCCCAAAAAUAUUUGAUAACAUACCUAUAUACGUUUUUCUAUUGAUAAGUUAUAUAGAUAACUGUAAAUCAAUAUUUUAACAUUCAACAAAUCGUAGCGCUCCGGAUCAGACGUCCCUGCAUGUUGCCUCAGUAUAGACAUAUAUAUUGUAUAGCUUAUAGCUGAUGUUUUUAUAUAGAGCUUAUCUUGUGAAAGAAAAACUGCAUACUUUGCGCGAGGCGAGAUCGAAAAAAAGGGAAAUCGGAUAUACGACACGCGGGAGAUUCGAAUGUUUUGCCGAAUCGCUCGAAUGCGUCCGCGUCCUUCGGGGUAAGAUGAACUCCCCCCCUCCCCGGUGAACACGACCACUUUCCCGACCGGCGAUGACGUGAAAUUGUCGCGAUCGAAUUACCGCGUUGUAUUGUAGGACCUACAAUACAAUGUGCUACCUAUAUAAUAUUGUAUUACCAAUAAUAUACUUUUCUGUACGAACACACUCAUCUCGUCACGUCAAAAUAUAUUAUAUUAUCGUUAUUGUUACUAUCGCUGAUAAAACGUACGGAAAAAAAAAAAAAAAUCACAAUCCUAAUAUUAUAGCGACCACGUAAUAUUUUAACGGUUUUAUGGACUUUUUUUUUACGAAACGCUCGAAAUAAAAUUAUAAUAGACAUUAACAGCAUAAAAUUAUGGGCAGUAUUAUUUUAUCAGCGCGCGCGCACGGUAAACGUACUGUCAUUUGUGUAAAAAGAAAAAAAUCAUUUUUUCUAUCAUAUUUAAUUCCAAAUUGCUCAGAAACGCAUUAUUAUAGUAUUACAAUACUUGUAUGCCUACUUAUAAGAAAUAAUAAUUUAAUACAUUAUAUUUUGUACGUGAUGUAUACCCACCUUGUACAUAAUGUUUUAACGUUUCAUAAUUUUUAUUUAUUUUUUGCCAUUGCUCAAUAUUUCGUCAAAUGGCUCAAAAAAAAGUCCAGUAGUCAUAAUUUGUAAAUAGAACACUGAGCACACACAGCACCACUGCCUGCCACCGCCUCCUACUAAUGCAAUAAUUAAAAAGUGCAUCGCGAAUCAUAUACGCGCUACUGUAUAGCAUCGUAAUAUAAAUAAUAAUUAUUAUUAUACGGUUAUUAUAAAAAUUAUCAUUAUUUUUUUACGAAAUAUAUACCGUCGUUUACUACACAUAAAAAAAAAGAAAGAGAAAAGUUCAUUAAUAAUAGUUCUCGUGAGUUUACGACAUAUUGGAUAUACGUAUAAUAGUAGUGGAGCUUUCUUCGACUGGUAUAGCUCAAGGCUUUACAUUUUUUUGUUCUCUCGUGGUAUAACAUAAUGCAUAAUAAUAAUAUAAUAUAAAGGUUAUAAAACGUGUAACACAAAUUCGCUAUGGCAUUCGUCACUAUAAUAAUAAUAUAUAAGAACCGUUUAUUAUACCCGCGAGACGAGAUCAGUUGCAAUACUCAAGCCACUCUAUGGAAGUAUUUAAACUGUUUAAAGAUAUUAUUUAUAGGUUCCUGUAUUUAUUGUCGAAUUCAUAACCUUUUGUAAAAUAAUUUUACUUUGAGAGAGAUUCUGAGUGGGGGGGACGGUCUUGAGCAAGUACCACCCUCAUUACUGAAAAAAAGUACUUUAUUUACUACAUUUUUAAAUGUAUCAUGUAUAAUAUUAUCAAUGUUUGAUGUCAAGAUAAAGUUGAAAUACAAGUGUUUCUUUCAUCGUCGAGUUUAUAUUUAAAAAAAAAUCGAAAUAAAACAACAAAUACAAGUCAUAGAAGAAUUAUAACACACUACCAACUCGAAUAUUUUUCGGGUAUUCGAGGCGACCAAGUAUAUGUAAUAUCAUAUUAUUACAUAAAAUUGUUUAAUUUUUUCGAUAAGCUAUCUGGCUGGAGUACUCUGAAAAAAAAAACAUUCCUAGCCCUAGUUUUGUUGGUAAGUAAUAAUGAUUAUUUGCUUCACGAUUUCUUUCGAGAACCGAAAACUUUACUAACAUAAUAUCAUAAUAUUACUAUUAGACGGGAUGCCACUGAAAAUUCCCAUGUUUAUAUGCGUAUUAUAGGUACGUUGUACGUAAUACCUAAUAAUUAUUGGUUUUAGGUACGAUUUAAAUAUUAUUAUUAUACACACACGGUAUUAUUGUGUGUCUGAUAAAAAACGAUUUCUACGUGAGAUUAUUAUUAUUGUAUAAUUUUCGUCACGUUAUGCAUUAGUUUCGCUGCAGUAAUAAUAAUAUGUAUGCUACCGUUUUAAAGCGUCGCGUUGGUCGCCUUACAAACGACGACUUACGUGACUAUAUUAUAUUUUGUAUUCCGAUUAAGUAUAUUAAAGUAUUAAAAAAAAUAUACAUAUUUGUUUAAAUGCUGAUAUAUUACUGAUGGACGCGUCAAUGUUUUGGAAGGAAAGAAUAUAAGUAAUAGAGUAUUUUAGUUUUUAACUGUAUCUACGCAGAGAUAAACUGUUUUAAUGAAAAAAAAUUCUGAGUAAAUUACUAUUAUUUAUUAGUCGUAUUUAUUUCCCUCGUAGUCAAUGUAACCCAGAAAUCAACAAAAAUUACACAAAAACUGCCAGUUUCUGUCAUUUAUUAUGAAAAUUACAUUAAAUAAAAAAUUAAAUUUAAGGGAAAUCGAAUAUCCCUUAAAUUACGGGUUUUCGGUUUUUUCUACUCCUAUUUCCUUAAGUUACCAAUAAUUCCUAAAGAUUUGUAGUUUCUAAUGUAAGUACUUAAGAACAUUUAUCAUUUGUGUUUAAAACUGACUGAUGUUUUAUCAAAAUCCAAAAAUAUGAGAAAGAUGAUGCUUGCUGAGCAGUAAUGUUUUUUUAUUGAAAUACUCGUAUAACCUGCAAUUAUAUGAUUGAACAUUAAGCAGUUUUAAUGAUUUGCGGUCGAUUAACAUUGAAACGUUACGAUGGUUACCGCGUGAUUGGUUAUGAUCGUACAAUAUUAGCCGCCUGAUUGGUUAUGAUCGUAUAAUAUUAGCUCGUUAUAAUAACUACGGUUUUUUUUUCGUUUCUCAUUUAUUUUCCAUUGUCAGUUAAAAAAUACUUCAGUUAUUAUUUCCAUAAAGAAUAAAACAUAUUCCAUCGAUUUCAAUGAAGAAUUAACACUAAAUAUAUUAUUUACAUUGAUUUUUACAGAUAUAGCAAUAUGGAUUUUGUAUUUUAAUUAGGCAAGUCAAAAAUAAUAUCAAUUAGUAUAUUAUUGCGAAACAAAUAAUCGUUGUGAAUUUUCAAUGACAUGGAAUGUCGCGGCCGGUACCUACUAAAAAACCGCACCCGGAAACUGAUAAAUACCAACCGAAUUUACUCUGUCUGCCUGCCCGUCUGUCUGUCUGUCCGUCCGUCCGUCUGUCCUGCGGUCGUUUAAUAAUAUGUAAUUGGACAAUAUCUAAUGUAAUAUGUAUUAUAACAUAUUGUGCAUAAUAUAUCGAGCCGGCAAAACAUAUACCUAUCUAUCUUACCUAUAGAUAAUUAUUAUAAUGUAUGUGCACACACACUAUUAAUUUUUAUUUACAAACCUACCUCGCGGUAUCGUCGUGACAAGGUUACAUAUAAAUAAAUAAUUGUAUCGAGGUCGAGGGGAAAGAAAAAACCCGAUAAAAUGUGUAACAACUCGUGUUAUACUAUGUGUUGUAAUUAAUUCAAAAAAAAAAAAACAAGUGAUUUAAUGUAUAGGUCAAUUAUUAUUUGGUUUGCGAUGUGAACGGUUUACUGUGAACUCCCGGAGAUACUCGUCUCUCCGGUAUUAUAAUAAAAUUAUUCACCUUGUCUGUCAUUAUAAAUUAUAAUUUAUAAGUUUAUAACUGCAAACUCGUUUUUUUUCUUCUUCGGUUGCUACUGCUGAUGUACAGCCGGCAAUCCUUUGGAAUUUUUUUUUCUACAAACAAUUAUGGCGUUAAACGUUCACUAACACCCAUAUUACAUUUUGCUCCCAGCAUGACUAAAAUAAACAGGCAUGUCAGCAAAAAUAUAUAUUUUCUCAACCACUGCGUAUGUGUCCCAGUCUUUAAUAUUCUAGGACCCGAAUCUUGGAAUAUAUCAAAAGUGCAGCUAUUGGCUUUGUAUAUAAUACGUUCAAAAAUUGAAAAAGUGCGUUAUAUUAUAUAUAUAUAUAUAAUUUUUUUUUGUAAUAGUUUUGAGGUUCAAGAAGUUUUUAUAUUAUGCUUUAUACUCAUGAAUUGUUCAUUUUAUUGGUUUUUUUUUUGGAGGGGGGGGGGCAACGGUAAUAUUGUGGUACCGAUAAAUCUCGACAAAAUCGAUUUGGCCUAAACCUAUUACUUAUAAUAUAUUAUAGAAUAACCCUUGACUCCUAACAAAUAAGGCAAAAACCAAUAUGCAAUUAAUAUUUAUAACGACCGCAAUAUAUUAACAAUCUUGAAUCUUAAUAUCGAAAAGUUAAAUACGACUAUUAUCGUUAAUAUAACUGUCAUCAUUACGAACGAAUACCUAAUGUUGUAAUAAGUUUAAGUAUACUUACUUAUAGGUAAGUAUAGAUAAUACGUCAUAAUAUAAUGAGAAUAGGUGUAAUCGAAAUUUGUCGAAAAAUUAAUUUGGUAUACCAAAUAGAGACGAGUGACGUAAGGUUCGUGCAAUUUCGUAGUAUAUUAUGAGGGUGAUAUCGAUAGACAAUAAUAAUUACUAUAUUAUAGGCACGACAAUAAAUAAAAUAAAAUGUUUAUCAUAAUAAUAAUAGUAUCUUAAGUGUCUUUUUAUGCGUGAUUAAUUAAUUAAGACUUAAAUGCUCGUGCUGCGUAUUAUUGUAUUAUUUCAAUAAAGUCGUACACCUAUAACCAUAUACGUGUGAAGUGUGGUAACUGGUGAUAUUAUAAUAAAGCAUCUAAAAUAUAUAUUUAUGUGAUAAUGAUAAAUAAGACAGUGAUUUUUGGUACAAAAUUAUAUUGGAAUCGAACACGUAGACUAAGUCACCGUAGUGUCGCAAAUUCAGGUAUCAUACGUCAGAGUGUAAUUCUUUUACUGUAUGAUGAACCAGCGAAAUAAGAUAUAUUCUAUAUAUUUCUAUAAACCUAAUAUAUAAUAUAAAAUCUAUUAUAGCCUUACAUAAAAAGGAAGAAUAAAACGAGGAAAAGUAUUCAAUUUCGUAUUCAUGUUCAAAAAACGCAUGCGGGUAAUUGAUUUUUGAAAAACCAAUCUAAUAUAUAAUAUUAUGUAGAUUAUAUUAGGUUAGGUUAGAUUCGGGUUUAAAUUUAUGUGAUUCCAUUUAUGAUUUUUAUUAUUAUUAUUAUUAUUAUUAUUUAAUACUUUAGUAAGUAAGAUUUAUAUAUUAAACGAUUCUGUAUGAUAAAUAUAUAGGUAUGUUACUAUAUCCUUAUACUACUACGAGAGUGUGAAUCAUUAUUUGUCCAGACUGAUAUGCGUCAAGGUUCAAGAAAAUAAUUUUUCGUAGGUUUAAAUAUAUUCCAAUGGUGGGAGGGGACAGGUCCGGAUUAACGUAUAGGCGAAGUAGGCAUGUGCCUAGGGCUAGGCAAUAACAGGGGCUACAUUAUUUCUAGUAAUACGCAAUAGCAUUUCGAAAUUAAGCAUAUUAAAAUGGAUUAAUUACUUGACAUAAAAGUUUUAAAUUUUAAAUCAUUAAAUCAUAAAUUAAAAAAUAAUUUUACAGCUAAAGUAUAUAGAUAUACCAUUUAGAUGACUUAACAUUGGGAAAUAUGGGAAUAUUAACAAAUAUAUGUCUAGGGCUAUGGUUGGGCUUAAUCCGGUCCUAGGAGGGGGAAUUUCGCCUUUCCCCUAAUGGGCGCCCAUGAUGCGAUGUUAUGAUGUAGUAGAAGUCAAGAAUAUAUUAUAUAAAUGCAGCGUAUAGGGACGAUAUAUACGCAUCAGAAUUCCGGGCGCGUGCGGUGUAGUAUACGGACACAAAUAGAGAUACCAAGGUAUAUUCGUAAUAUUUUUUUGUAUAUAUAUAUACACGUAUACAUAUCUAACCUGAAUAUUAUACAAUCGGAUCGUUUUGCCGCUGAAACAAUUCCAUAAAACAGAUGCAGUAUAAUUUAUAUAAUAGGUAUAAAACAAUUAGAGCAACUAUAGUCGAUCAAACGAUUGUAUUUCACCGCACGCGAGGAGACCGGGUUUUUUUUUUUUUUAUUCACUUUCAUUGAACAAUAUAUAUUAUACGAGCGACCAAGUCCGGUUUUUCGUAUUUUUAUUAUACUCACAUUUUUUUUUCUCAAUCAUAUCAACAAUCGUUUACUGCAAAAAAAACUGCAAUAGAAUACAUAGACGUAUAAUUAUUUUAUGCGUUUGCCGCAGGCAACUAUACAACAUCCACAUUACCUGGAUGAAAGCGAUACGCUUAUUAUAUUUUAAUAUCCUGCAGCGGAAACUUAUGAGUACCUAUACUUACGACUUACAAGUAUAUAAGUAUAUAAGUAAACCGUUAUAAUAAGGAAAAAUAUGAAUUGCAAUUAUUUUCGAUCAACCGACAAUAUACUUUAAAAUCAUUCGAUUGUCACCGCACUGUCAGUUCUAUAGUUAGUUUAUAAUAAAUAAUAUUAUUUCGGAGAAAAUAGUGAAUUUCUAUUUUAGAUUCUGAACGAAGCGAAAAAUGGUCUGGUUUUACUAUGAAGCGUUUUUUGUGUGUGUCUGUAUUCAAUUUUUCCACCAGAAAUAUUGCUCCAGUCAAAAUUGUACAGGAACUUUCUGAUAGUAUUUUUGAUUUUUAAUUGGUACAUUGAGGAGUUCAUGUUUUAAUUUUACUAGUAAUUUACUUGAUAAACGGGAAAAACUGGCAAUUUUUUGUAUAAUUAUUGAUUUCUGACGGGUUAACUCUGUGACAAGAAGAAAACUACGACUAAUAAUAUUUUGCUCGUAAAUGUUUUUAAACGGUUUAUCGCUGAUGCAAACUACUUCCAACUUUCCUCCCAAAACAGUGGCACGGCCAUUAGCAGUAUGUCGGGCUUCUUUUUUUUUUUUUUUUUAGUUUCGGUCGGUUUGCAAUCGUGAAACGGGUAAAGAAGUGACGGGAUCGAUAACUAUGCGCAAUCGCGUACCGAUUUGAUCCUGUGUGACCCGCCGUAAUAUUGCAAUUAUCGCCGUGAUAACAAUAUUUUCGCACGUCGCCUGGUAUAAUUAUUAUUGUACCGGUCGGUACACAGGACGUACGCGGGCAGAUAUUACGGGUACGACGACCCAACUCUCCGCGGGUGGGGGGUCCCACACGCAAAAAACGGUUUUUUGCGUCCCACAUUGGACGCGACAUUGUGCUACGUAGGCGGUACUUACAAUGCGCCCGUUGACAAUACGGCCGUGUUACGUAACGCGUCUCGUAAGUAUAACGUUGCAAAUUAGACAAGUGUAAUAAUAAUAACAAUAAUAAUAAUAAUCUUAUGUGGUCCACAAAGAUGAUUGAUUAUGUUAUCGCGUAUGGCGGCGCGGCGACGGCGUGUGUGCGCAACGUCGUCGUCAUCGUGACGAAAAACGAGUCCGGGAAACACGAGACAGCGGCUUCGACGGUAGCGCGACAAGCGAUUGCAACGAAACUAGCUAGUUAUAAACGCUUUUUUCUAUGUUAUAACUACAUAAUAAUGCGUGUAAAAUAAUAGUGUAAAAACGUGAAAAUGUGUAUGUCUGUACCAAACAAAUGCAAGUAACUAGGUAUAUACUUACAAUGGUAUAAUCGCGGCAUGUAAAUUGUCGGUAUAACUUACUUAUCGUAAACUUUAAUCUUUCAGAAAUUCCGCGACAUAUCUGUACGCAUUGUAAAACACGAUAAGACAUUCGCGUCGUCGUCGUAAAAAUACACAAAUAAUGUAAAUCUUUUCUUUUUUUUUUUAAAUAUGUGUAUAUAUAUAUAAAGACAUUUGUGUUAAAAGAACAUUUAAAAAUGUGUAGCAUCGAUAUGUCCGAAAAUGUUAUCGAAAUAAAAAUGUACAGUGCGUCCAGAAGGUUUUUAUGUAACAUACAUUUAAUAUACAAAUUCGGUGUACUAAAAUGUUGUUGGUACACUACAGGAUUUUGCACCACAAGAAAUAUUUGUACAAUUAUUACGGUUUUAGAUUUUCGCCCACUUGACAGAAAUAAUAUUUUAAAGUGACAUGACAAGAGAGAAUAAAAUAUCGCGAGUGAUUGCAAUGAUCAAAAUUAUAUCUAGGUUAUAGUGUAAUAAUAUUAUACAAAUAUCAAGUAUACGAAUAAAGUUUAUGAGAAUUAAGUUUUUAUUUUUUUCCUUGCUGUUCUACUAUCUGAUUGAUUUUUUUUUUUUAAAUCGAUGUCGUUUUUAUUUACACGCAACUCCGGGAUUUGUUUUAUUAUCUGUCUAUAUACUAUUUAUUUAUUAAUUUUACAUGUAUACCUACAAAAACAUAUAUCAUAUUUUGUAUUCAUGUAUUAUGGUUAGCAUUAUGUAUUGCAACAUAUAUAUUGCAAGUAAAAAUAUGUUAAAUAUGCGCGAACGUAGUUGCAUCGAAUAAACCAAUAUUCCGCACUAGGAUUAUUAUUUUAAUAUUUUUAUUAUUAUUAUUUUUUUAAAUAAUUGAAUAAUAAAUAAUGUGAAUUAUUUUAUUACGAUGAAUAUAAUAGAAAAUCAGAAUUUAGUCAAUUAUAUAUAUAUAUGUAUACUCGUAUAUACCGUUUAAAAAAAAAUCGUAUAAAUUAGACAGUUUUUAUUCAAUUCAAUAUACUAUCGAGGAAUUGGUAUAAAUCGAGAGGAGGGGGAGGGAAACCAAGCGUCGUUUAUAUUAUUAUGAAUCCUAUUAUAUAAAUACACGAAUUGAAAAAUGAAUUAAAGAAACGCUUAUUAAAAAAUCGAUCGGUUUUUGUGUAACACUCGUAUUAUGCAUCUGACACACGCGUAUGUAAUAUUCGUUAUAUUUUCCGGAAACGUCUUUUUACGUGUAUUUAAAAUCCCACGAGUAUUUUUACGAUUUAUCUUAUAUUUAUAUUCUCGCGAUUUUCUAUAAUAUCUAAUAUUUCGAUAAAAGUGCGCAUUGUUAUACUAUUAACGUUGAUCGAUCGUCGUCGUAUUUUCUCUUCGUUACAUAUACGAGACACGACACCCAUCAUCACAGAACUAUUACAACAGCAAAACGCCCGUACAAUAAUGUACUCUCGUUCAGUGACUUGAAGAGACAGUCGCCCGAUAAUUUUGUAGGAGCUGUAGUAAAGUAAGGCCGAGGAACAGGGUCGAGUACUGUUUUCGCUAAAGUAGGUAUCUUAAAUAUUAGUACCAUAGAUUUAAAAUUGUAUCUUGUAUUGCGAUAUGUACUGAAAAAGUAAAUAUCUACAGAUACUCCUUUCUCCUAGAUAUUCUUAGAUAUUUCUGGAGUUAUUCCUCCACUGGCUUUUUGAAAAAUAGAGUAUAUUAAAAAUCGAUAAAGAUUGUACGACGAACAUUUGACGAGGGGGAAGAGAUUGUUUGGAAUUUCGUAAAAUGUUUGCAAAUAAUUAAUAAGUACCGAAUCUCUUACAAGAUAUAUUACGUGCGUGAAAAAUCGAACGAAUAUUUUAAUUUUAAAUGUACCGAGUAUUGCAAUACUUGUUACGCAUUCAGUACCUGUACAGUAUGUUGUAUAUACUGAAAAUCAAAUCUAUCUAAAGUGUCGAGUGUCUACGGAUGCUCGUUUCGAAGUAUUCGCCGGUAUUUUUCGAGGGGUAGGUGCGGCGGAAAUUAUUUGAUAAAUAUAAUUCGACCGAUUUGAUAUUACGUCGGGUAUCGCCGCGGCCGCGCUACAAACACGUGCGAUAAUGUCGUAGGUAUCCGGUUGGAAAAGUGAGGGAAAAAAAAAUCGCCCGGGAUUCGACCGUGAAAUAACAAAACCGACUGCGUACCGUAUUUAUUAUUAUUAUUAUCCGCAUAUAGGAUACAAGAACUCGCGUUAAUGAACGACGUCACACGCGGUACCAUUAUAAUAAACAUAUAGAGUAGCGUAUAUCCACGGGUAUUCCGGCGAGGCGGGCGGGCGCCAAGAAUGUCGUCCGGUGAACGCAACGACCCCGGACUCGGCGUAAAGGCCGGUAGUUUACGGAAUACGGACGGCUGCCGCGGGCGCACGAGAAGCCUUCGCGCCCUCCACGCCCCGGACGCGCGUUGUAAUUGCGCACGACCGCACGGCUCCCGCCCGCGGCGGUUGCGUUUGUGGGCCCGCCGGGCGCCCGCGUUCCACGCCUAGCACACCGCUUGGCGUCGGUUAGGACAGGUCUUUUGUAUCAGUGCGCGCGUGCGGCCGUAAACGACUUUUCGACCAGAAACGACCGUACAGUCGAACGUCUUAACGGAGAAUUAACUACCUCGUAACCGUAGGUCGUGUAAACAGAGACUGAUAAAUACGUGGAGUUGUUUGAGACCGGCAGGUUUUAAAUGUAACAUAUUGAAGACGUAAAUUCCUUUAAAUGUCAUAGGUAAAGCUCGAGAUGACUCGGGGUUCAGGGCUCCUAAAUGCCCCUACAUGCGUCUAUAAUCGUAGUGCAUUUUGGACGUAGUCGAUUGUGGAUGUUAUUACCGUUUGAUUUUUCUGGUUUACAGUUUUCUCGAUUACGGGCCGGGGGAGGGGGGGCUCGACAAUAUUUGGGCAAUAAAAUUACCCCAUUAUACACGUAUAGGUACUUAUAACCGAUGACGAAACGAAAGUAUAAAAUAAUCCAGAAGCAUCAUACUAAUGCUUUCGGUUAAAAUCGCAUUUAAUUACGAUAUCGUAUAUCGUCAAAAUAACUGUUGAGUCUGUUGAAUUUACUAUUGCAACCAAAACCGUGAUUGUUAACAAUAUUACACAGGUAUCACAAUAUACAUGUGGAUGAUAAGACCCGCGAAUUAUAUGGCGGAUUAAAAUUUCACUUCUUAUCAUUCGUGUGAUGCGCAAAUAAAUUUUCAAAUAUAUUCAAUCGUUUCUUACCGAUUUCUUCUGAGCGAAUACUAAUAUUUAGUUAUUUUUAUAUUGAGUGACCACUCUCGCAUCAGAAAAAAAAACAAAACAAAUUAUAGCGAUCGUUUCUCAAAGACCUCCUUUUGAUCAAAGCAUGUUAAUAAAUAUCCCGUUUAAUACCUUUCCGACUGACUCGACCGAACUUAACCUUACCGACCGUAUUAGUGUCCAUCUGUAGUGCUAUUUAUGCCGGUUUAUUUUUUUUUCUCGUACAUUACGCAUAAAUAAUAAUACAUACAUGACUAGGUAAUAGCACGAUUUUUAUCAGUGUACUCGGAGAGUAUAAUAUUUAGAUUAAAACGGUUACAAACCCAUGUGUUAAUCUCAUCACUGAUUAGGGAUACAGUAAGUGCUCGUAACUCGUUAUUUCGCCAAUAAUAAUAUUCACACAAAACGUAGUGCUUACAUAAAUAAUCAACAACAACGUGAUUGCUUUUGAAUUGGCUGCAACGAUAAAGUUUACAAAAUAAAUCUGAAAACUAAACCGUAUCCGAGUGCGAAAAACCGACAGGCGGCACGGACGGCGGGUCGAUAAGAAACGUGUUCCAUUCCCGUACACUACAACCGGCUGCGCGCAUAACCGCCGGGCACGGUCGCAAAUUCUGGAACGGCGAAGUGCGACGGAGUGUAGGGAGGGAUGUCCCGUCGUGUGUACAGUAUGGGCCGCGGUAUUACGCCGCCGACGCGCGCAUAACGCCCCGGUGUCAUAUACACGCCUAUAAAAUCGUGUCCGAGAGCUGCUGGGAAAAAUCGCACCGGUUUCGUCACCGAGCCAAACACGCACGCGUGCGUUUCAAUAAUAAUAAUAACAAUAUUAUUAUCAUGUGUAUAUAUAUGCGUAUGUAAAUGUAAGUAUUAAAGUGUACAAAGGUAUGCUCAUAUUGUAACGCCCGUUUGCGCCGCCGCCGCCGCGUACUUACGAUAUUUUGUAAUAAUCGCGUAUAUGUACUUACCGCGUGUUUGUACACACACACAACAAUAAUAAUAAUGAUAAUAAAAUAAAAUAUUAUGUAGAUUACGGCGCCGGCGCACUCGUAUAAUAAUAUUAUUGUAUACACACGUAUAUAUAUAUUAUAUUAUAUUAUAAAAUAUAUGUAUAUUCAUCGUGUACAAGUGCAUUAUAGAAUUAUAUUUGCAGUCGGGUCGACUCGUCGUCGUCGUCGUCGUCGUCGCGGUGCCGCCGCCGGGCAAACGACAUCGUAAUAUUAUUAUAAUAUAGCCACGCAGUGAUAAACUAGAUUUCUAUCUCGUGCGAUGGAAACAGAAGACGAAAAAAAAAAAUUAUUAUAAUUUAUUUAUUUAUUUUUUUUUCUAUCUAUAACGUACGAGUGCAAUAUUAUUAUUAUUGUGUAGUGCAGGUGUACGACGACGACGACGACGGGCCCGAACGUGACAAUCCGCGUUGCGAAACACUGCGGGUUUACAAUCGUUUGCGAACUAUAUUAUGAAUCGCAACGACGACGACGAUAUUGUUCGGUUUUUUUUUUUUUUUUAUCCGAUUUUUGUAUUAUUUUCUGUCCCAAUAAGCGAGCGUCGUCGGUCGUCCCGUCCGUUCACAAAAACUCGUGAAAAAAACACGUUUUUGCAGCUCGUCGUCGCUUGCGUAAAGGUCGGCACAUUUACUACGUUUAUAUAGCCUCGUCUUGAGUCAGCAUUUCGGCCGAUUGGGUGUGGCCUUUUAGGCCUGUAGAAAAUAUUUGAUUCAGAAGUGUAUACGUAAGUUUGCCCUGCUACAGCUUCUACUGAAUAUUGAAAUGACGUCGCCACAAUCAACUGUCGUUGAAAAAUAGAAAAUAUUAUCGGGAACCUAGGAAACCCGCUGGAUGAAAAAUUCGCUUAAUCCUUUGCUGCGAAUGUUUUUGAGCAUUUUUAUACCAUAUAUAGACAAAACAAAACCGAAUCCACCACUAUGUUGUAUAAACAUGAAGUAAAUAAUAUCACAGAGUCCGCAGACAUUGUUCAAGGGAGAGGGAAGCAGAGUCGAUUCAAAAAAUAAAUAACAAUCUUUUUUUCUUAAUAAACGAACUCUUAACGUUAAUAUAAUAAUAUCAUACAUACAAGUCGGACCCAAGUCUCGUAGAUUUUUAAUGGAAACGAAGUGUAACAUGAAUCUUAGACUCGGACCACAUAUUAUUUUUUUUUGUUUUUAAUUAAUAAUACUAUUCGAAUUAAUUGUAUUAUUAUUUCACUAUGUUAACUGAAUACUAUACUCGUAAUUGUUGUUUACAUAAUUUUAUGUUAUCACUAUAUUUACUAACUUUUAUAUUUUUAUCAUUUCUUUGUAAAUUGCCGUCAGGCGCACAUAUAUAUCUUCUUCUUCAUUAUUCAAUCCUGAGAUUGGUUUGUAGAUAUUCUCCACUCUUCCCUGUUACUUGCCUUCCUCUUUGUCUCUUCAUAAGAAGUACACCCUUGGUCCUCUAUUAUUUGUUGCAUAUAUUCCAUUCGUGGUCUUCCCCAAGCAUUUUUUCCUUCCACGCAGCCUUCUAUGAUUAAUACUAGCAACCCACCAUGUCUUAAUGCAUGUCCAAUCAAUUUAUUUCUCCUUUUCUUGAUACUACUCCAUAAAGUUCUUCUCACGGACAUUCUUUCUAAUACUUCCUCGUUUGAUACAUAUAUAUAAAAUAAAAUAAAAUGUAUAGAAUCAAACAUUGUCUUCCGAAAUCCACGAAAAUCACUCGAAUUAACGUCGUCCUCGGCAUUUCGCCAUAACACGUAUAUUAUAUCGACCGGGUAUCUCCUUCGUUGAUUUGUUGAUAAAUAUAAUAGUAGAUGGGAGGCAAUUACGUCGUUUUGCCCUCCCCCACCCCUUUUGGACGACCGCAAGUUUUAAUAUUACAGUAUUAUUUCGAUUUAGCAAUCCGUCUGGAAUAUCCCAUCACAUCACGAGGUUCGCUAAAACGUUUCGGCGUUGGCGAUGACGUUUUAUAACGUCGCGAUCAUUGACGAGUAAGCCAACAUAAUAUUUAAAAUAUUUUGUUUAUGAUGUUUCGAUUCCGUGUUUUUAUCUCCGUAUACCCCUGAGGCGCCUAUAAUAUCUCGUCUCCAUUCGAAACCUGCUAUUUGCGCGACCACUCGUGCCGCACUUCACUGCUAGUCUUCUUGGCCUGUUGGCCGAAAACCGUUUCCGUUGCAUAACCACUCGUUUAAUUAACUUUUCAAUUAUUUAAAAUUAUAAUAUUAUGUAUGUAUAUGUACGUAACCAUCUACUUUUUUUUUCUUCUAUUUUAACGAGCUCAUCCUAAUUCUUCCUCUUCAAUCCGAACGCGCUGUCCGCGCACGCACUCUGUGCUCACCAAUAUAACGAAAUCGUCGGACCAAUUCACAUUCACAGUCCGUAUAUUAUGUAUGUAUAGGUUAAGUUUGAAUAAUGUAAUAUAAAUCAUAUAUAUAUAUUAUCAUGUAUAGUUACUGUUAUUAUUCGGGACGGCUAUAUAUGUCAUCAGCCAUCAUGUGCUGUGAUGAUUUAUGAAAGCCGUCCGUUCUUCGUUCGUAUCGCGUGAUGUUUCCCGGCGAAAAUCUCAUUAGACUGCAAUAUUGUUAUUAUCAUUAUACCGGCCGGUAUACGGUUUCCGGUUACCGGCACUGAACUCGUUGGAACACGCGAGUUAGAUAACAAUAUUAUUAUUAUUAUUGUCGAGCGUGAUCGAAAUUAUUACUAUUAUUGUAUUGUAUUGUAUAGCGUUUUUGAAGCCGGUGAGUGGCUGAUGCUUCGAGUCACUAUACUAUAAUGUACGGAUCGUUUUUCAACAACGAUAAAUCCAGCAGUCCCUCCGGUUGAAAUUCGCAGCGACUUUUCUCACCUGUGGUAAAUACCUGACGUGCUAUAGUCGGCUACCCAGCAAAACAUCUCGUAAGUGGUUUUUUCUUUGUUUGCUUGUCUGAAAAACAACUUUUCUACCUUGCUCAAAAUCAAAAUUGUACAGAAACAUUCAUGUAUCAUUUUCGUUCUAGUUGGAGUAUGGAGAGGUCAUUUCUUUGAUUUUCCUUGUAGUUUUCUUAAUAUCAGUUUUGUACUCGUAAAUUUCGCGCCCUACCCUCGGACUAGAUUUAUCAAAACAAAAAUAUGUUUAGAGUCGAUUGGGGUUUCUUCGUAUUUUUUCCUCAUUUUCCCGUGAAACAUUAGCGCUGACGUUAUGAUGAUAUAGACGUCUAGUCAUCAUAUAUAUACACUUAGGGCACAGGUCAGAAUUUCGAAUUUCAAAAUAACCGCAAUGCCACUGCCACCGCCGCAUAUACUCUGCAGGAAUCGUGUUUUGUGCUCGCGUGGUUUUUUUUUUUUUAGUUGGUAAUAUUAUAGAUAUAGGUAAGUAUACACAAUAUUCGUGUCGGGCGCCGCUGUAAAGAACGGGGUCAUUCGCGUAGCAUCAUAGUCGUCGUAUAUUUUGCGAUGAAUGCUACGGAUUUACAACGUAUAUAUUACUGCAGUAUCCAAUAGUCUCAGUGUGUGUGUGUGUGUACGUGUAUAUUUUGUUUCAGCAAUUACGUCACUAUAUAAUACAGCGUGUGUCUAAACACAUGUCCUAUAUAUGUAUACAUAUAUAUAGUGUUAAGAAUAUAAAAACGCUGUUUUUCCUCAUGCGCAUAGUCUUAUACACGGAGUAUAACAUAAUAUAUAUGUAAAUUGUACGCAUCCACCUAAACGAUUGUGCACACGGUUGUUACCGGAUGGUCAUUGUCGAGCUUUAACCGUGGUAACGUCUUAAUGAACGACAUUAUAUUAUUAUAAAUACCUAGGUGUCGUAUUUGUUGUGUGCAUUUUAAUAUUUUUCACCCGACCACUCGGUUCCCCUGUCAUAUCACUAUCGUGACAGAGACGGGGGGGGGGCUUUAGUGAUGAUGAAUAUUGUAAGCAGUUGCCCAAAUAAUAAUUCUAUAUUGUUUUUCGUAUAGGUAUUCGAAGUAAAGUUAUCAUACAUGACAUUUGUGACUCGUGGAUGUUCUCGCUAUACACCUUUUCAUCGUAAUCGAGGUUUAUCUCCAUGAUGGAUUUCCUGGAAGUUUGAAUAGGUUUAGUUAAUUCUCGGGACUGCCCCUUAAUUUUCAGUAAAUAUAAUUUCCCUGCGAAUUCUUUUCCACUUUAAGCACUGACCCGAACACAUCGAAUUCCUCGGUGUAUUGACGAAAUCUCGUUUAUUAUAUUAUAUCGGUCCGUCAUUAUCCGCGCGGUAUCUGUGUGAGCAUGCUUAGCGUUACUUUUUCCAAUUUCGCCCUUCCACUCAUGACGAAGAAAUACCUUAUCAUAAGUCAAGUCCAUUAUUUGAACCGUAAAUCAGAUUCUUCAAUUUCCAAAAAUCAUCUAUCCCGGUAUACAGGUACAUAAUAUUAUACUUUUAAUUGUACUUGUAGCCUGUAGAUACAAUUUCAGUGUGCGUAUACAUCGUUGAAAAUAAUACAUAGGUGUACUUAUCGGUAUAACUGAACAUAGGCACGUUUUUCGAAAGUCAAGUCGCUGCGUAUUAAGAGAUUUUUUUCCUGUCGAAAAUAAUUAUAUAGCGACUAGUUUCUGCUAUAUACCUAUACGAUAUACGAAACUAUUUUAUGUAGUGACUUUCGGCUCACACCGUAUACACAUAUAUAUACUUACCAGACUGAAGAACUACUGAUGGCGCGUGCUGUACACCUAUAGGUAAUAAACCUGCUUAAUUUCACAGCUGUAUAUUGUAUGUGUGUUCAAUGUGUAUGCAGAUACAUAAUUUUUGAUGUUUUUGACGUCGUACCGUUUCCGAAAUUGCAUACAAUAAAAUGUAUUCUCAUUAAAUUUCCUGACCAAUAGUAUAUAAAUGGGCGUUUCUCGCAUAUACAGAAAAAAUUCCUAUACAGAUUAUUAUUAUUGUAUUUGUAAAAAAAAAAAUGUAUUGGUAAAACAAAAAAAUAUGUUGUGUACUCGGCAAAUGAGAAUAUAGCGGUGAUAAUAAUAAAAUAACUUAAUCUUUUUUUCUCCGUCUGACAAUAAUAGCUAUUAGAUAGGUAUUAUAAGUAGGUAACCUAACCUUGGUAUCUUAUAAUCGUAAGAGAACAAAAUUCGUGUUUUAUAAUACAAAUAUUAGUACGGUGUUAUUGGAAAAAUUCGUUUUUAAUACGUGUUUGACGCAAACAAUUUCAUUAUAAUGACUGCUUCGCUUGUUUUUUAUUCGCACACGGUGCAUGUAUCUAAUAAACAACUACGCCAUCAUAGAAUGCGUGCCUAUAUAACCGAUUUUUCUCGGUCAUUUUUGUAGAACCAAAAUUCAAUGGCACCUAUACUGUGUUUGUUAUAACUAGUGUGUAACAACACUCAGGGGUGGAUGUAGAAACGAUACGAAAGAGAAGGAGCGAAAAUGCACGAUAAAAAAAAAAUAACAUAAUGUAGAAAGAAUAACGAUCUAUUAUAAUAAUAUUCUGUUCGCGUCUGCAUAAUUAUUUCAUUGAGAAACUAUAAAUAUUUAAUUUUAUGUAUGUUAGCAUCAAAAGGAGUUGGCUUCAUCUCUUAUGGCCGUUUUCAGAAAUAUGCGAGUCUCGUGAAUGAAUACGAGAAAAAAAAUUCGAGUGGUUCUCGAUAAACAAGAUUUUCGAUCGGAAGUAUCGGAAGUUUUUUUUUAAUGUAAUAAAUCGGAUGACCCAGAUUGAAUAUCUUUGAUUUUUCUUUUUAAGAUAAAAAUCCGGUGAUAUUUCGUCGGGUACAAAACCAUAUUAUAAACUACAAUUUUAUAAAUUAAAUGUCUUAUUAUAAAUUUAUCGAAAAAUACACGGAAUAUUGACGAUAAGAGAAUUCUGCAGUAGGCAAGACGUGGAAAUUUCAAGAUCUUAUAAAAAAGAUAAUUUAAAAACCCCAUAAAACUUUGCCCUCGUAUGAAAAUUUCUGGACCCUCCCUUGCUCGCGAUUGGUGAUGGGCAACGAGUCUACAUUAUUACUCAAUUAUUAUAUCGGGUGCGGAGAAUAUAACCUAAACAAUGACAAUAAUAAUAUAAUAUAGUAGAACGAAACGUGACGGUGUGUCGGUGGGACUACUCUUCUACCACAAUAAAAUAUUUCACGACGACGACGACGACAAGUGUGUUGUGCUCACCGUAUACACCGAAUGUAUUUUUUUUUUAAGGAUGUGUAGUAAUAAUUAAUUAUAUAAAAAUACAAAUUCGUGACAAUUUCGGUAAUGUUGCCCGAGUAGCAAACGUUAUAUUAAUAUUUAGUCUGGUACCUAUAUGAAAAAUACACACGUUGUAAAUUAUUGUAAUAUAUGUUACAUUGCUUUCACUCGCGACCGUUCUGUGAUCGUGGUCUUCCUACACAAUACUAUUAAAAUCAUAACCUUGUAGGGUUGUGUAUUUUUCUGGACGACGAACUUUAUAUAUACGACAAAUUUUGGAAUGAAAGGGUAAUUUAUAGAGGGCUCGCUGCCUUACAAUAAUCGAUAUUGAGUACACCUACAUCAGUCAUACCAUACAAAGAGGUAGACAAAUCGUAUUGAUUAACCCGUGAAAUAUUUGUUUAUGCCAUGCAUUAUGAUAAUAUGUGUCAUACCUUUCGUGAGCCAAACAAUAAAAUAUGCCCUCUUGGUGUGUGCAAAUUAGCUACAGAUUUACUCAUAGAGUCGGCUACCUGUCUAUAGUUAUUUUACAUAAGGUAUAGUGCUGCAAAUAGCCACUGUGUUGGUUGGGGUGCAAGCUAAUAGACCAGGGUAAAUAGACUAGGUAAAUAGACCAGGAAUGACAGCCGCUUAUUUACAUGCAAGACAUUUAGAAGCCAAAUAUAUUGAGCGUAAGAGAAACAGACGAGAUGCGAUAAUAUAUUUAUACUUAAGUUGUUUUUUUAAUUUUUUUUAUCAUGAAAAUUAUAUGAAAAUAUUGAAAAUCACAGACAGAAAAGCAACGACUGAAUCGAUUAGUCACGAUGAGUAUCAACCUAUACGAAUUAUCACAUUUGCGAGACGUGAUUUCAUAAACUGUUUAACUUAUCCGAAGAGUACAUUAACUACAUAGGGUACGUACGUUUAGAUAGAAUUUAUUAUAGUCUUUGAUAAAACUGCGGUUCCUAUCGUGACUUCGCGAUUUUAUGAUUAUUCCCGGUUCCCGGUAUAUUUAUCUUAUUCCUACGGUAUAAAUCUUGUGGAUUCCAACAUGUAGCUAAUAAACCCGAACGCUGACGAACUACCUAUAUAUAUAAUAUGUAUAAUAUUAUUAUAACCUAAUAACUAGCGGCCCCUGCCCGUAACAGUUCUCGUCGGGAGCUUAAUGACUUUCGUAUUACACUUUUGUUAAGCACGUGUGUUCGGCAGUGUAGUUAGAUAUAUCGCCACACUAUAAAUCUAUAUAACGGGGUCACCGCAACCGAGGUAUACAUCGAAAUACCGUGAUAUAUACAUAUAUCGUUAAUUAUUAUUAUUAUAUCGUUUUAUAUAUACUGCCGCAAGUUCUUCAAGUAUGUGUGGUAGCGUACCAACGACUAGUCCCCGCGCUUUUUUUCAUCCACACUAAAUAAUAUUUAUGCGCGAUUUUUAUGCCCGAUUAAAUCGCAGUAAAAUUGCACAUCGAUUACGUGAACCGAAUAAAUUAUUAUUAUUAAAGUAAAAAAAAAAGACAGACAUACUUCUACUAGGCGGGCUACAGUUAAAGGUGAAAAAUUAGCAAGGUAUGAUAUAGAGGGGAAUUUGAUUUAUAUUUGUACGAAAUGAUAAAUUAUUGUUAAUGAAAAACGAUUCGGAGCGAAGUUUCUUUUAAACAUGCACGUGAAUUGUCUCAGUUUUUCCCAACUGUUUUAAAAACCAUAUGGAAAUAUUGACCUUGCUAAAGUACCACCCAAAUAAAAUUUCCUUACAGAAAAAAUACUACACUUGAAAAUCGGAGCAAGAUUUCUGGUGGUAGAAUAGUUGUUCACAGAUAAAAAAUAAAAUGAAAAUAAACAUCAUUGUAAAACAAAUGCAUUCCUCGCUACGCUCCGAAUUUAAAAACGAGUGUCUAAAAAUCAUUUAUUUUUUCUAAUCAAAUUUUCUAAUCGUAAAGUUAUUAUAAUGUAUACCUAAUUAAUCAUUUAAUAUACAUCAUAUUAUUAUAGGCUGAUAAUUUUUUUUGGAAACAUUUACGACGAACGCUCUUAUGAUGUAACGCCUCUAUAAAUUGUUUCGAGUCCUUAACCAGAACAAUAGCUGACGAUGACCUGUAAUUAUUUGGUUCAGUAUCUUUCCCAACGACGACGACGCAUCGGUCGUCGUCGGUCGACUGUCAAUUUAGAUGCAUGACUAUGAAACGGUUCUAAAACAUUCGUCAAUGUCGUCUCGCCAGCAGUUUUGUUCAUAUAUUAUGUAUUAUAACCAUAUAGGCAAGUAUUUUCGAACAUUUGAAAAUUCGAUAAUAAUUAUCAAUCCAAGUUACCUACGUUUCUAUAGUUUUUGUUUCAACAUUUUCAGUUUUAUUUCUUUUAAUUUUAAUUUAAAAUUUAAUUUUUUUUUUUUUAUUUAUGGUAGGUAUAGAACGACAAGAUUUCAAUAAUAAAAAAACAAAUUUAUCUUAGUUACCGCGCGGUAUUUUAAUAAAAUAUUGUCAUCGUUAUGUAAACGAAAGUCGAAACUGUAAAAAUAUAAAUAAAUGAACGAACGAACGUUAAUAAACCGCGUUUCACCAUAAUAAAUAUUAUGAAUAUUCGUGAAUUUCCAACUCUAGUCAAACGAUAAAUUUAUUAUUAAUAAUUAAUUAUAAUUUAUUAUAUCCAUAAUAAUAUAUUCACGUGCAAUACGACAAUGAUAAUUUGUUACAAACGCACAAGAAUAUGUAAACCCAAUGCGCCCAAUAAUAAAUUUACGUUCGUCAUACUAUAUUGGUACGGGAUAUUCAAUUUCGGCGUUUUGAUACCAGAUCGGAUUUUUAUAAUAAAUUAUUAUCGCAUUAAAUAUAGAUAUGUGUGUGGGAUAUAAUUUAUAUAUAAUGUUUUUUUGUUAUAUAUUAUGUGAAUAUAAUAUAUCUAUAUACCCGUGUCCGAGCGAAAGGUUAAUUUUGCAAUUUCACAGGCCACGGCGCCCGAGGCUAAUGGCCACACAGAUGCUUAGAUAAACAAACAUAAUAAUAUAACAAUAUUCGAUUAGCUGUGAUUUCGUCAACAAUAACCGGAGCGAAUUGCCGCCGGGCCCAAAACUAAAAAAAUUAUAUACAUAUAUAAAUUAUAUAUAGAUAUAUAAUAGCCCGCACUGACACUGGUGCAGUAACGUCCUCGAAGAAAAAUAUUAUCGAAAAAAAAAAUACCAUACAAAAACACACGUUUCAGAAUGUGUGCGUGUGUUUAAUAUUUGUUUUUUGAACUUUCGGACGUUUCGGAACGAGCAUACUUUUAGAAAAUUAUAAUAAACGGGGACUAUUUUGCCCGUGGAUUUGUCUGGGGGGGGGGAGGGAGGAAAUAAAUGGUCAUCUUUCCCGAGAGCUAUAUUCCGACCCGGUGCCGAUACGGACGACAUUGGUGACGAAAAACUCAACUCUAAAAACACCCGAUGACCUAACCGAACUACACUCGAUACAUACUAUAUAAUUGAAGUACCGUGCAGGAAUGCACCGCGUUAAUCGCAUUCCCCCUGGUGCACGGAUAAAAGAAAAUCUAAAACUGUAAACUCGUCGUAUUGAAAAAUUAAAAAAAAAAACCUAACCACUUAAAACGUAUUUUUAGGUUAUACAACUUAAGGUGGCAAAGUUUUGGAUUGUACUGCAACAAAAUAGUGUGGAGUUUGUUUGAAUGUUUUUUUUUUUGUCCUGCAGCUCUUAUAAGUCGGAAAAAUAAUAAUUAUAACGCGUAUCAUUUAAUUUAUAUAAGAGUGAAUUUAGACGAAAUCCUGUAUGAUUAAAUAUCCAAUGGAAUCUGAUAUUAAAACGGUUGAACACAUUCCUAAACCUAACCGUUAGAGCAAUUUUAUCGCCACCCAUCACUUUUUGUAUAUAAUAAUGAAACAUAAUAUAUUUGUUGAAAGUUUGUAGUCUUUGUCUAUAUAUUAUAUUUAAUAGAAAUCUGAACAUAAUCAAUAUAUUAUGUUAAAUACUAUCGUGUGUAUACGAGUGUUUCUACGUAGUAAAAAUAAUAAUAUUAUUAUUAUAAUAUCGAAAUAAAUAGUGAAAGUUCAUUUUUUUUUUUUUUAACGAAUGACUUCAUCUGGCCACACGUCUAGGUACAAUAUAAUAUAUAGUAUACACAUAUUCAAAACAAAAAUGUGAAAUAUCGCUAGUGGGCAUGGAUGCGUUAUUCGUUAUAUAUAUAUAUAUAUUUUUUUAGUUAAUACUUUUUCCCGUUAAUAUAAACUUAUAACGUUUCGUGUUAUUAUAAUAUUGCAUCUAUAUAGUUUCGAGUACAUCAAAUUUGCAUUUUGCAUUGCUUUAACUAUACAUAAUAUUAAUAUUAUACACCUACUACCAUUAACCGUUCAGAACUUCCGAAUAUUAUUUGUAAAAUACGUUUUUGUUUCGUUUAUACCCCGCGGAAACAUAAUAUUUGAUUUGUAUUUGUGUUGACUAAAAUGGUAAUGUAGGAAAAAACUCCGUAUGAUUCUGAAUUUCUGAAAAAGUUUUUCAAAUGUUAUUAAAAAUCCCUCCCUUCCCCCCACCCCCCAAAAAAGAUUUGUUUGCGAAAAUAUCGAACGUUGUUUACAAAUUUACAUUUUAUAUUACAUUUAGAAUUACAUUUUACGGUUUUUUUUUUCAUCACGUAUAAAAAAAAUGUAGAUACCUACAGACAAUAUUAUCCCAACUUUUACUUUAAUUGGAUAUCUGUUUUGGAUAUCUAUUGGAUAUCGCCUAUGCGUGGGUUGUGUCAUAUUCACUAUACCUGCGUACACGAGUACAUGCAUCAGUUGUAGAAAAAUAACAUUCGUUGUAACCGCGAAAUCGUUAAAACGUGUACGUACGGUCUAAAUUUAACACCUUUAAAACGCAGUAAUAUUAUUUAGCGUUCGUUAAAAAAUAUGAUUGUUUAGGUUUCGCUUAACGAAUAUAAUACGUAUGUGAAAAUAACGACUCGAACAGUAAUAAUUACAUUUCAGACAGUUGCGUCGUCGUUGGCAAAAGAAAGGCAUUACCUCUUAAAUUCAUUUAAUAACUCGAUUGGCGUUCAAUUAGAUUUACGACGACUAUGUUCAAUCUCAAUUUCUUUUCCUCGCGGUGCGUUACCAGCUACUAUAAAAUAAUAUCAUAUAUUUUUUUUUUUAUCGCCCGUACAUUGGAUAACGAAUUAUAAUAUUAUUUGCCCGGACUAUAUAGUUAGGUCUAUAAGACUAUAACGACACCUAUAAUAGAGUAGUCAUUUUAAAUUUGUUCGCAGUAGAAAUGAAAUCCAUUUUCGCUAAAUAUGUACGAUAUUACGAUGAUAAUAUUAUUAAAACUGUAAUUUACGAAAUGUUGAAAUAAUUAUUGGACAAUAUUGUUUUCGAAAAUAUUACGAUAACUCAAUAUUGCUUGUAUACUUUUUUCGUGAUGCAACUUAAAAUAUGACGAUAAUAAAUGUGUAGUAGUUAUAGUGUAUAUAAAAAUUUAUGGAAUUUGACGAAUUAUUUACCAACAGUGGGCAUUUGACGUGUUAAGUUAACAUUAUAAAAUAUUAUGUAAGUACCUGAACAAUAAUGUUAAAAUAUUCCCUCCUUUAAAAAAUUAAAGAUAUUUUUUUUUUUUAAAACUAAAACGUUUAAAAUCAAUUUAUAUCAUUUUAUCUUACUAAAUCGUUCUUCUUAUUUAAACAACAGUAGAAAUUAACUGAACCAAAAAAAAUGAAUUAUUUAAUAACUUGUAGACGAGUUUGUACAAUUAUUACAACACAUGUAAUUUACUUUUAAUUGAAAUGUAUUCUGAUUCAACACCUGUAUAGGUACGCGAUGUUUUAAGAGCAAACAUACAUUUUGAUAUUUAAUAUCUGCGAUGAAAAAAAAUUUAUCUAUAUAAUAUUUUACAAUUUACAUGCGGUUUUAAACGAUUCGUUACUCAAAUACUAUAAUAUACUAUGUACAGUAUAUAACACAUAAUAAUAAACAAUAUCUUAGCACAUUUCAAAAACAAAAUAAUUUAAAACCAAAUAGUAAACUGAACAAAGAAAUAAAUGUUCGUAUUAUUAAAAUAAAAAAAAAAAUUGUAAUAAAAAAUAAAUAGUAAUAGUAAUAAAAAAAAGUGCAAUGAUUUGCCUACCUUGUAACCGAUGAGGCGCUGAUCGUUUCGUUGGAGUAGUAGAGAGAGAAUAAAAUAAGAAUAUCGGAACACAACUCACGCGUCUUGUUUACUAACGUUCGGUGUGCGUCGCUAACCUAACCACAACACCGGUUCAGAAAUGAAUGGACCUCUCGGGAUCCG